ACAGAAUAUAAUUCAUUUUCUUAAUUCGACUUCAGUUUCCAUCAGAACAUGAAUUUAAAAUACAGCAUGAAUAAAUGAAGUUGUAUGUAAAUUUCAAAAACCCAGAGAGAAGAAACUUGUACUGAAAUGAAGGUUUUGUUCCGUAGAUUUGGAUAUUAUUUACUAUUUGUCUGCCUGCUACACAUUCAGCAGUUUGAGUGUGAAAAUGCAACAGAAGUUAGCAAUGACACGCUACGAGACGUACUGCCAAAUAAAAAAUUAGUUGAUAAGUUCAGAUCUGCAACUUACGACUAUGAAAAACAUGACGCGGUUUCGAAACGUGAUUUGAAGGACUUCGAUGCACCAGAUAAAAUUCUUAAGACAUUACCUUUUGACAGAAAGUCUGAUAACCUGUAUAUGAUAAAUGAUAAAGAUUGGUUACCUCAUAAUAGUGUUAUUGAUAAGUCAUCUAAGAGAGCUGGAAAUAUUGAAGUUUAUCCACACAAAUUCUUCAAAGAACCUAUGAAUUUGUAUCCCUACUCAGCCGAGGACAAAGAAAUGACAAAUAGUAUGCAACGACCCCAACCGAAGUUUGAUGACAUGAAUUCGUUCAGAGAAAUUCUCACUGUUCUUCCUACGGAACUACGAAUAGAUAAAAUUGUAAAUAACUGGUUGCCUGUCUAUAGACCGUUGAUGAGAAGUGAAGAACGAGCAGGCAAAGUUGAUGCAGUAGUUAAUUUAGAUGAUAAGCUUCAAAUGCAAAGCAAUUUAAAAAAUGAUUUAAAAGGUGCUCUAAAUAACAAUGGUAUAAAUAGUUUUGAAGUAACUCCAGUUACACCAAGACAUUUUCUUAGUUUCAAAAGCAUGGAAUUGAAUUAUCCAAGCAACGCAAAAGGCAAUGACCGCAAAGACAAUAGUUUAAGGAACGGUCAGCCCAUUGCCUACAAAGAGCAAAAUUCUUUUACUCAUGGAGAACAGCAGAAACCAGUUAGGCUUUCACAAAGAACAGCUAACGAUCUUGAUCGCAAUACUAAGAGUUUAAAAUCUUUCCAUUCUAAUAAAGAACCAAGAAAUAUUACAGAAAUAGAAAGUCUUAAAAUUUCCAGAAACAUUGUACCAGCAUCAUCAACCAUUCUUGACUCCAUCUUUGCAGAAGACCCUUCAGUUAAAUUCGUUGAAAAAGUUGGAAAAGAAAAUUACGAGCUUCGCACUGAUGACGCUAAAUUAAACUCUUUUUUAAAACUUCCAAGUGUUAAAUCUCCGACUGUGUACUUCUUUGAUCCGCAGUCUUCCUCUAAAGACAAUCCAGAAAGUAACAAAACCAAUUUUAGAAAAAUGGCAGUGAAGAAAGAUAUUGAUAAAUCAAAUUAUGUACUUAGAAAUCUUAAUAUUAGUAAUGAAUUUAAAGCAGUUGUAGCUUUUAAAGAUUAUCCAUCUAAGUUCCAUAAAGAGUUCGUUCACUUCAAUUUUGCCUCAAAUGAGUCUACUGAAAGCUCAAAUAAUAUACAGAAACUAUAUUCGAGAUUUAAUGAUAUAAAUUCAUUCCAAAAUUUGCGUUCAGUUUUUCAGUUUGAUCCAGUAGUGAAUAACUUUUCAAAAAUUCGGCUUCAGAACUUAAGACUGCCAAACCGAAUUCGUUAUUUGCAUAAAAAAUUUGGUAUUGUAACUAAUUUUAAAGGUAAACCACACAUACAUGGAACAGUAAGGGAAAAUUUGAAAAAUACGGAAGAUAACGAUAUUGAUAGUAAUCUUCCCUUUAAUUCUAUAGCUGACGAUAAAAUUCAGGAUUUGAAAGAUAGAAAAAUACAUUAUUUAGGCCCUUCAAAAGACAGUAAUCGUAAAGAAAAUUUAGAAAGUUUUCAGACGAAUUCAUAUGGCAUGCAAAAUUCUUUACAUUAUAGUAGUCAGAAUCAACCAUUUCUUUCCAGUCACCCUAAGCGCAGCAAUUUGAAUAAUAUGCCUAUUGCAUAUUCAUACACAAAACCGAAAGAUAUCGGAAAUUUUAAAUACGUUUCAAAUAAUACCAUAAGCUUCAUCAGCUUACCGGAAAAUAUCAAAUCUAUCUUUAAAGAAAACCUUUCAUCUAAACCUGUUGCAGUACCUGCAGGAGAAAGUUUUGAGCCAAUUAACAAAGCGGACCACUUCGAUUCGAAUUCAGGGAUUCCGCAUGAUAAAAUUGACACUAUGUCUCUUGGUAGAUACUUCGCUGAUCCCCAUGUUAAACAUCCUGUCUCCGACGACCAUGCAAUAGGUCACCUAGGUAAUACCAAGAAAGUUCCGAGGGACGAAACUUCUGGUGAAAGUGAGAGCAGAGGGAACAAACUAGCCAUGGGAAAAUUAAGUUACAUUGCCAACAAUAAAAUCUACAAUAAAGCAUUGCCACCUGAUUUAAGCGUUCCGUGGUUUCUGUAUAUGAACUGCAGCAGAGAUCGAUGUAUAUUCACCAAUACAACAAAUGAAGCAGAAUUAAUAGACGAAGGAUGGGUCUUACACAAUUGUACUUCUAGCGGUUGCAGUGAAAUGUAUCCCAGACCUUCUUCGAUUCGAAAAAUUUUAGGUCUCUCUCUACUUAUGCUCUUCUUCUCUGUGAUAGUUAUAGCAGGUUUUAUCUUAAUUUUCUAUUACUGUCAUCACAUUCAUUUACCUAAAAGUGAUCCCAAACUGGGAAUUUUAUCAACCACUUUGCAAGAGAGUCCAAGUGAAGAACUAUUAAAACUACUGAAUCUGCACAGUGAGGAUGAAGAAAAUGUUUUCCACCCGAAUGAAAAGUUUCAUGUGAAAGACAAUGUUGAGACUCCUGCAAAAUGAACCCUUCGGGAGAUAAUAAUGAAAUCAAUAUGUGAAUAAAUAACAUUUUUGCUAGAAUGGCCUUUUAUCCAGAUCUCUUCUAUAUUCCAUUAUCACGGUGCUGUGUGAAUUAUGAUUUUCUGCAGACUAGCGAAAUGAGAAACAAAGAAUAUUAUUUGAAUGUUCUGCAGCAUUUGCAUGAAGCGAUUCGUACAAAACGACCUGAACUGUGGGAAGAUAACCCUUGGGUUUCUACGCCACGAUAUGUCUGCUCACGAUGAUAUUUCAGUCUGCGAAUGUUUGGCCAAAAAGCUGACUUUGCAAGUUCUGUAUUCAUCCGACAUGGCACCGCCUGUCUAACUUUCUCUUACUUCCAUGGAAGAAAAUAGUUGGAAUAAAUACAUUGCAGUUUGAGGGGAUUAAUUUGAAGGGAAUGUAAUUAAAAUCGAUUAAAUAUAAUGAAAUCUUGUCUUAUGCAUAUUACGAUGCUUAUUGAACGCAAUAGUGCAAACCGCUCAUUACUAGGAUGAAUGUCAAAAAAUAAUUGUAUGAACAAACAGAUAUUUCUGAAGAACUGAGUAUGUUGCUUUAUGCGUGCUUUCGUUCCAGCUGUAAAGUAUAGAAAUCGGUUUAAGUGGUUUUGAUGAAUUUUAUCAUUUUCAGGGUUCAUUCUCAUGAUUAGUUUAAUAUUUUUACAUAUAAUAAAAGAAAGAGUCUGUC
Molecule: messenger RNA, 3486 nt
Organism: Stegodyphus dumicola
Lineage: Eukaryota; Metazoa; Arthropoda; Arachnida; Araneae; Eresidae
Source: RefSeq, a predicted model, not a curated record